AUGCCUGUUCCCUAUCCUCAACAUCCUAUCCCAAUUGAAGCGCUUUCUGAAUAUGACAUUCGGGAAAUACUCUUAGAUGGUCAUGAAAUCCUUGAAAAACCCCUGACUCCUGCUGAAAACUUCCAGAGGAUCAUUAAUCAUAUUGAUUUUUCUGAGAGUAGCAGUUAUGGUGAUAACCUUCCACAGAAUAAAGAAUCUGAUUUUUUUGCAAAGAACUUCACACCGAAAAUUUGGGAAAGUGUUAAGGAGACUCUACGUACUACCAUGAUUGAAAUCAACGCUUUGGUUGAUGUUCUUUCUAUCAUCAAAGAGGGAAAAUAUCUGGCUAUUAAUCCUGUUGCUGAUGACCCGCAAGAAACUAAUCUUUCUCUCUACUUAUCCGGGAAAAAGCGGUCUAUCGCUGCAGCCGCCGAUAUAUUGAUGAAAGGCACUGAGCGUCUUCGCCGUAGACAUAGUGAAUUGGUGGAUGCCAGAGUGCGACGAUUGAAUUCAGUUGUUCCACCUCAAUUCGAUAAUUCUCACAAUUCCUUCCAUAAAGCACUAAUGCGUCUACGCCAAGAAUGGAGACUGAAGUUGCACCAGAAUUCUAUUUUGGGUGAUGUUAGUCUACGGUCAGUUGGUUCUCACUUUAAAGAGUCUGGAAAUUUCGAAAUCCGGGAGUCAGACGGAUUUUCUGAUGGCAAAUCAGAUGUAGAGUCACAAGACGACAAGUGCGUUGAUGCAGUAACUGGAGUUAUGAUAAUUUUCUCUCAGUCUAUGGAAGCUCUUUUAAAUUCAUCUCAUGGACCUGGUUUAUUAAAUGUUGAGUUCCUUGAAUCAGAUAUUAAUUCUCUACCUAUACCAUUGUUGGAGUUCAUAUUUCAUAAACAGCAAAUGUCCUCAUGUUCUAAGGAUCUGUUGUCUUUAAACCAAAGACAAAAGCUUUUCAAAGCUCAGCGACUGUUAGCGUGUCGUGAGAUCUUAUCUUUGCUUGCUUGUGAAGCAUGUACUUCAAAGGAAUACAGCCAUUUAACUGGUUCUGUCGCUUUUGCCACUCAGGAUAAAAUCAUAGCUACAUUAUUCCCGGGAGUACAAAUAUGUUUGUCGUCCACUGUUAACCCUGCAGUUUUUAGUGAGGACAUAUCGGGUGAUGAGAAAACAAGAUUACCAGAUAAGAGACUAUCUGAUUGUACAAAUUGUAUAAACUUGCAACUGCAUCGUAUGCUAUCAGGUCAACAUCGUUCAGUGUGGCCGAAUCUUGCUAGUUUGCCUCAACCAACCUGUGGUCCUGUAGAGAUCCCUUUGUGCUAUCGUGCAGGUGGUGCAAAUGGAUUACCCGCUUCAAGAUUUUUGUCAGUAUCGCAUAACACAAAGUUUGCUUCUGGAUUUUCUGUCUCUGUUGCUAGUGUCUCUGGUUUUGCUUCUCAAGCUGCUUCCGCUUUGUGUGUUAUUCACUCUACCAACAAGAUGAACACGAACAGUAUUGAAAAAACAAACACUUUUAGCCAGCGUUCCCAACCCAUCCUUAUUGGUCAAGACCGCUUGUCGCUGUUCACGGAAUGGGGACACUCACUUCCUAGUGGGGUCUAUGUCCCCUCAGUUGGUUUUCGUCAUGGAGCGUCAAGCUGUAUUGAUGACUCAGUUCCCGGCGCAAACGACGUUGCUAUGCUAGAAUAUACCCUAUUAUCUCGAGGGGUUGAUAAAGACACAAUGAAAACUGUUCUUGGCACAAAUCCGUCGUUACUUAGCCGAACCAUCGCCAUCUGUCGUCACCACUAUCUUCGUGAUCAAGUAUAUUCCAUCAUAUCCGAAAUUUCGCAAUGCUCUCCUAUUAAGAUUAUAGCUCAUUGGGAUACCUUCAACUCUGCUACUGAAACAUCAGUCAGAUUGUGUUUCUAUUGUACAGACUAUGAUGCCUAUCGUUCGUGGUUAGGUAUAACAGUUACACCUAAUGGUCUUGUAGUAUUAUAUGCAGACCCUCCUAGAACAUAUCAUUUGGGUAUGGGUUUAAAUAAACUCAAAGAUGUUUUAAGUAAUCAGGUAUUAUAUACACAAAUGAAUUAUUUGGAUAUUCUAGCCAUAAAAAUUUUAGGCUGGGUUCGAUUAGGAAACAAUCCAUUUUCAGCAGUAGCUAAUCCUGAAGAGAUGGGUGAUGGUCCAGUGAUGGUAAAAAUGUUUGCAUCUCCUUCUGCUAAAUAUUUGAUUUGUUUACGCGCAAGUGCUGUCACAGGCAUCCGAAUGUUUGUUUCUCAUUGUAACCCAAGUGAUUAUCAAUUAAUGAACGACCACAAAAACAUUUCUUCAAAUCAAGACUUUCGUGAAGUAUAUCUUUCUCGUAUAUUUGGGAAAAGUUUAGUGUCUAAAGUUGAAGCACUUAUGACUUUGUUAUCCUAA
Molecule: messenger RNA, 2373 nt
Organism: Schistosoma turkestanicum
Lineage: Eukaryota; Metazoa; Platyhelminthes; Trematoda; Strigeidida; Schistosomatidae
Source: the annotation of a GenBank genome assembly